Oreochromis aureus is the source of this 1578-nucleotide messenger RNA. RefSeq lists its product as uncharacterized. The transcript has 6 exons. NCBI's taxonomy places the organism in Eukaryota, Metazoa, Chordata, Actinopteri, Cichliformes, Cichlidae. The record is from RefSeq and is a predicted model, not a curated record. The coding region runs from base 262 to 939 and encodes 225 amino acids.
AUCUCCUGCAACUUUCAAAGGCCAACCAAACAAAUAUGAGCAUAUUUCUCACAUGGCCACAGACCAAAGUUUUUCACUUCCUGUGUGGAAAUGUAUCUGUGGUAUUGUGAAAGAACGCCAGCAAGACUGUAUCUUAACGCUAUGCACGUAAGUCCGCCAUAGAAGCUGUACCUGCUAAUUACUAUAGCUAUUAGAUAUUGCCUUUUCUUGUUUUUGUGACCUUAAAGCUGUUGUCAUAUUGAGAUAAGGACCAAACAGCAUAUGGCAAUCGAUACUGGGUUUUCAAGAUAUUUGGGCAUCAACUGGACCUUGACUCUAAUAUGCUGCUUCUUCUAUAUUUUCUUGCAAGCAGAAACACACAGGAUCUCACGGACAGCUGGGAGCACAGUGACCCUGAACUGUAGCAAUGACUCAAUUAGCAACUUAACUCAACUGGCGUGGAAAAUGAAUGGGGAUAUUCUGUUCACUAUCAGGCCAGAUGAAACCUUUAACAGCAGCUCAAAGGACUCAAAGGUCAGAUGUGUAACGUCCUCUAAAGCUGAGAGCCUGAAGCUGAACGUGUCCAUGUUAAAGAACCAACUGUAUGCAUUAACCAUAACGAGAGCCCAGAGUUCGCACACGGGAAACUACACUUGUGAAUUCUCUGCAUUAAAGGGAGUCGAGGAACAGAAAUGGGAGCUCGUAAUUACAGAGGAUGCUGAAGCAAGAAAUGCAUUGAAUAUCCCGCUUGCCGUAGUAGUUAUUGUACCUUGUACGUGUUUCCUCAUCUUUCUAAUUACUAUUGUGAUCAUUCUGAGAAAAGUCUGCAAACGACGUUUACGCUCUCGUUCUCCCAAUUCAAUAAUGGAACAGAAAGAAGAUAUUUAUGAAAACUGCCUGGAACUUGAAAAUCGCCAACGACGCAGCCAGAUUCAGGUUCAACCUUACAGAUACAGAUGAUAUGAACCACACAUAGUAAAAGAAGACUCAACUUUUUAUAUCAAAAGAUUUAAACAGCUUUCUUCUUAUAUGUAAUAUAAUAAAAACAAACAUAAAGUGUACUUAAAGCUGCAUUUUUCUUGGCUACAUGAACAUCUGUCAGUUUAUAAAUAAGUCAACAGUUUACACAUUUGUCAUUUCAAUACGGAGAGAUCGUUUGGAAGAACUGAUCGCGAAUAUUUACUGAGAUAGAGAAAUGGAUCAAUGUGUCUGCUGGUUGAACUCUGGUCCCAUCGGUGAUCGGAUUUAAGACAAGACCCCUAAACGCUGGUGGUGGUGAAGAUGAAUAUUAAGGCUUGGAUGGAGCUCUGAGUGACUCGGGUGGGUUGAAAGUGUGAACGACAGACCAUUGAGAUUUAAACUCUCCAGAGUGGAGGCUGAUUGGCUCAAAUAAGGCAGGUAAGAAGAUGAUUGGACUGCUAUAAUGAUGUCAGUAUUGAGUUUAACAGUGUGGGAAAGUGGUAGUAAUGUAAAGAGUAGACUAACACCCUGGGAAGGAGGAAAUGAGUGACUACAGAUCCUCCUUAUUGACACAAUGCUAAGCUUUAUGGUGUAAAAGAACUUAAAGUGAAUAAAAUUACCCUCUACCUGCUGAAUGCA